Messenger RNA from Paracoccidioides lutzii Pb01, 1161 nucleotides. Its product is annotated as autophagy-related protein 3. Gene Ontology annotation, cellular component: cytoplasmic ubiquitin ligase complex; cytosol. The record is from RefSeq and is a predicted model, not a curated record. The coding region runs from base 1 to 1161 and encodes 386 amino acids. Gene Ontology annotation, molecular function: Atg8-family ligase activity. The transcript is spliced from 2 exons. Gene Ontology annotation, biological process: nucleophagy; autophagosome assembly; autophagy of mitochondrion.
AUGAACGUUGUCCGCUCCACCCUGAGCACAUGGAGGGAACGUCUCGCCCCGGUAUCCCACACCUCAACCUUCCGCUCCACAGGCCAAAUUACACCCGAAGAGUUCGUCCUCGCAGGCGACUAUCUAGUAUACAAGUUCCCCACAUGGUCGUGGGAAGAUGCGAGUUCACUAGCAAAGCGUGCCCCGCAUCUACCACCCGGGAAACAGUUCCUAGUGACACGCGGGGUACCAUGCCAUCGGCGACUUGACGAUAACUUUGCGGGCGAUGCUGGUCAGGAAGAUGUCAUGGUUACUGAUGGGCUGAGUGGUGCUGGCGGUGGUGGGGGUGGGGUUGCGGGUGGUGGUGAUGAUGAGGGCUGGCUCCGAACUGGAGGGGGGAUGUCGGAUAGUCAUGCGGCGAGGAUAAAGGAUGUGCGGACGGUUGAUGAAGCAGGGAAUAUUGGGGAGAAAGAGGAGGAUGAGGAGGAGAUUCCGGAUAUGGAGGAAGAGGACGAUGAUGCAGAGGCUAUUAUAAGAGAACCGGCUGGGAAAGCGGGGACUGAUUCGCCCCUCCGAACCUACACACUCUACAUAACAUACAGCACCUACUACCGAACCCCGCGCCUGUAUCUUUCAGGAUAUCUCUCCCCUUCCGAGCCUCUUGCCCCGCACCUAAUGAUGGAAGACAUCGUCGGUGAUUACAAAGACAAAACAGUAACCCUAGAAGAUUUCCCCUUCUUCGAUGGCGGUGUGAAAAUGGCCAGUGUGCACCCCUGCCGCCAUGCAAGUGUGAUGAAAGUCCUCCUCGACCGUGCGGAAGCUGCCCUGAAACUUCGCCGCCAAAAGUUCAAAGAUGCUACAUCGACUGAGGACGUGAGACGUAAUAUGCCCUCGAAGGUUGAGAGUGGACUGGAGGGGCUGGUAGAUGAUACGUCCCGUCUGACAAUUUCUAGGGGACACCAGCAGCAGCAGCAGCAGCAGCAGCAGCAGCCGAUCGCAGCAGUGCCUCCGAGCGGUAAUGCGGGGGAUGAGUGGGAGGUGCUGCAGCAUGAGGGCGCGGAGGAGGAUGAUGACGAUGAGCAGCGCGUGGCGAUCCGGGUGGAUCAGUAUCUGGUUGUUUUCUUGAAGUUUAUUGCGAGUGUGACGCCUGGUAUUGAGCAUGAUUUUACGAUGGGGGUUUAG